Microsporum canis CBS 113480 is the source of this 624-nucleotide messenger RNA. RefSeq lists its product as uncharacterized. The coding region runs from base 1 to 624 and encodes 207 amino acids. NCBI's taxonomy places the organism in Eukaryota, Fungi, Ascomycota, Eurotiomycetes, Onygenales, Arthrodermataceae. The transcript has 2 exons. The record is from RefSeq and is a predicted model, not a curated record.
AUGCUCAUACGUAGCACAACGCGAGCUUCGUCAAAUAAGACGGACUUUGCCCCGCAGCGGACAAAAAAUUUCAAAGCUCGAUCGACGCCACUAUUCCACAGGGAUGAGUUUCGUUUGAAAUCCGAAGAAGCAUUGGCUGUUUUGAGGCUCCUGGAGGAGUAUACCGUACGAACCGACACAGCCGUACUCUCACACCAUCCCGCACCCUUGCCGUGGUUUUUCUUGGUAAUUCCGCGCAUCCUGUCAACAGCAGCUGAGCCGCAACAGCCAUAUCACCACCGUACAUAUGGUCUGGUGGAGCGAGAGGGGGUUGGGGAAGCGAGCAAAGCUGACGCUCUGAAGGUUGUGAUGUUAACGUUGGAAAAAGCAAAGGCGAAGUUCAGCUGGCGAUGGCAACCUCCUAGCCGCCUCUGGACUAGCGUCUAUCAGCACAGCCACGACAAACACGUAUACACUAGAAACACAGCGAGGCAGACCUGUGGGUACAAUGAUUAUGGAACUCUCUUUACUCUGCUGCCCAGGGCCAGAGUAGUCUUUCCCUUGGCCAAGAGGAAGCUUGGAGACUGGCUGAAGGUUGAAUGUAGCUCUACAUUUCCCUUCACUGUCCGAGUGUACGUGGCUUAA